Molecule: messenger RNA, 1055 nt
Organism: Phoenix dactylifera (date palm)
Lineage: Eukaryota; Viridiplantae; Streptophyta; Magnoliopsida; Arecales; Arecaceae
Product: rac-like GTP-binding protein 2
Biological process (GO): small GTPase-mediated signal transduction
Molecular function (GO): GTP binding; GTPase activity
Source: RefSeq, a predicted model, not a curated record
CGACAUUUAUGGCGUGGCAGACAAGUGCAGAAGAUCCUCGCCUCUCUCGAUCCUCUUCCUUCGAUAUAUAUUCUGAACCCCACAAAAUAAAAAUUUAUAUCAGCUCCUCUUUGUUUUCCCAACUUCAGACUUGCCUUCUUCCUCUUCUUCCUCUCUGGCAAUUUCUGGUAGUGUGGGUGGUGACUGGUGAGAGAAAUGAGUGCCACAAAGUUCAUAAAAUGCGUGACUGUUGGAGAUGGAGCUGUUGGGAAGACCUGCAUGCUCAUCUGCUACACCAGCAACAAGUUUCCAACUGAUUACAUUCCCACCGUCUUCGAUAACUUUAGUGCUAGUCUUUCUGUGGACGGGAGCAUUGUCAACUUGGGACUGUGGGACACUGCAGGCCAAGAAGAUUAUAGCAGAUUGAGGCCACUGAGUUAUAGAGGAGCAGACAUAUUCAUUCUGGCCUUCUCUUUAAUUAGCAGGGCAAGCUAUGAGAAUGUUCUUAAGAAGUGGAUGCCAGAACUUUGUCGCUUUGCACCCAAUGUCCCAAUUGUUCUAGUUGGAACCAAGCUAGAUCUACGUGAAAAUAAAGGAUACCUCGCUGGUCAUCCAGGCGCAUCCGUGAUUACGUCCGCACAAGGGGGAGAACUUAGAAAACAAAUAGGUGCUGCAGCAUAUAUUGAAUGCAGCUCGAAGACACAACAGAAAAAUAUUCUGUUUUGGAUUAGAACAUCAAGGCGGUUUUUGACACUGCAAUCAAGGUGGUUCUUCAACCAUCAAGAAAGAAGGACAUGGUGAAGAAGAAAACUAGAAGAAACUCUGGUUGCUCGAUGAGGAGAUUCAUAUGUGGAGGUGCGUGUGUUGCGUAGUACAUGAAAGCAGCUUAUUUUGACCUGUCUGUAGGUAGAUGUGCUAAUGUCCAUGUUAGCUGAAACAUAUGUUAUUGUGAGAACUGAACAUCUUUUACCUUCAUGUUGUAUGUGUCCCGUUCGAUCUGGAUAUUUUCUAUGUAUAUGUGGUAUAUGAAUGUGUAAUGAAACUUUUGUUGGUGAAGCUGGACUUCAGAUCAAAAA